Messenger RNA from Ixodes scapularis (black-legged tick), 1788 nucleotides. Its product is annotated as doublesex- and mab-3-related transcription factor 1Y. The record is from RefSeq and is a predicted model, not a curated record. Bases 200 to 1159 code for a protein of 319 amino acids. Gene Ontology annotation, molecular function: DNA-binding transcription factor activity, RNA polymerase II-specific; RNA polymerase II cis-regulatory region sequence-specific DNA binding. NCBI's taxonomy places the organism in Eukaryota, Metazoa, Arthropoda, Arachnida, Ixodida, Ixodidae. Gene Ontology annotation, cellular component: nucleus. Gene Ontology annotation, biological process: sex differentiation; regulation of transcription by RNA polymerase II. The transcript is spliced from 4 exons.
CCGUCACGUGACCCCGUCUGCCGCCGCUUUUAACGUUUGUGCGUUGCGCCCGCCGCGCGCUGCCUGCGCCCUUUGUGUUUACUUUAUCCACCGCGCCGCGCGUCGUCAUCCGCGUCGUCUGGCGACUUCGACGGCGGCCGCUGGCUCCCAACGUUCCCCGGCGAGACGGGCAGGGAAUUUCCCGGUCACUUCCAGGGAAAUGAUCCUCAUGGAGUCUCGGGCGCCCGCGGACGGUCCCGGGAGGCUCCCCAGCAAGGACGGUCGGUCCGCCGGCGGCACGGCACCGGGGACAUCCUCGGCGGCCGCUUCCCCAGCCAAGAUUGCCGGCUCGGGGGCGAGAAGUCCCCAGUGCGCCCGGUGCCGGAACCACAACCGCAAGGUGGCCGUGCGGGGCCACAAGCGCUACUGUCCGUACCGUAUCUGCGUCUGCUCCAAGUGCAGACUGAUCGCCGAACGGCAGGUGGUCAUGGCACAGCAAGUGGCGCUGAGGCGCGCUCAGGCGCAGGACGAGGCGAGCGGGCGCGCGGUCUUUGAAGAAGUGGACCCCAAGAGUCUGCUGGACCAACCGCCGCCCAAGGACGUGGUCAAGCCGCCGCCGGCGCUAGUCACCUCCGCCAACUCUGCCUUCGCGGCCAAAGACUACGCAGUCCGGGGAUCCUGCGGCUCGGACGCCCUGCGUUCUGGAGUGUCGUCGCCAUCGCACCGGCCCCACCUGGCGGAGUCCUUCUGGAACACGACGCUGCCCCGUCUGCACCCGAGCCACCACCUACGACUGGUGGGCGUCCCUCCCCCGGGCCCUCCGCUCCCUGGACCGCCGGUGUUCCCGUCCUUUCCCCUGCCCGCGUACGCGGCCGCGGCCGCCUACCCGGACCCGCACCGGUCCCUGGGGCACUUCGCCCUGCACAUGGGGCCCCCUCCGGGCUCGCAGUCGUACGUGCUGCCCGGCGGACCCCCGGCCCCGAUGGGCCUGGGCUCGGCGGUGCCCGGAAGGGCAACGCUCCCCGCGGCGCCCGUGCCAGUUCCCGUCGCCGCGCCGCAGGUCGUGUACGGCACGACGUCUCCUUCGACGAGCGGCAGCGUGGUUCCCAGUCCCGUGGCCAUCGACUACUCGCAGGGUGGAGACGAGUACGUGGACGUCACGGUGACGAGCCACUCCUGAAGUCCGUCGAUGACGUAGCGGAAGAAACUAGCCCAAGCCACUGCGUCGCCGGGACCGUGACCGGUUCCUCGGCAGGUUUUCGUUUCUGCCGUUGCGUCGGCUUGGAGGCGACCCACGGCACGAUGUCUGUCUGUCUCCGUUGUUUCCGAUCGUCUGUUUUGAAGUCUCGCCCGGUGUUUCCGGACGAGGGUUCGAUCUUUGGGUUAUCCCAGCUGUUGUCUACAGGGACCUUGCAUCAUGUCGAAUUGCUGUUUGUUUCGUAGAGUAAAAAAAAGAAAAGAAGGGGAACACACACGAGUAGAAUAUGUAUAAAAGGAUUUGACGUGGCAUAUACGUCUAGCGCGACAUCUUGUGUUAUCCCCUGCAUCCAUCACCCAACGUUUUCCGGGGCUUGGAGGCAGUGUUUUGUUUUAGCUCAGUCCAAGUGUAUUGGCAAAGUUAUCGGCAGCUUCGAUCGCAGUACUCUGCAGCACAAAGAAGCAUCGGCUGGGACUCGAUGUACUCACCAGCAGGGCGAGAGAUUUGCUUUUCGGAACUGGCCGAAACAGGGCGUGCGUGAAACAGCCCUGUAAGUAUAAUACGGGAAAUAAAUCUAAGACCUUGGCAAGGUCUCGGAUUUUUUUCACGAA